Molecule: messenger RNA, 1509 nt
Organism: Tupaia belangeri chinensis (Chinese tree shrew)
Lineage: Eukaryota; Metazoa; Chordata; Mammalia; Scandentia; Tupaiidae
Gene: PSMD10
Product: proteasome 26S subunit, non-ATPase 10
Exons: 5
Coding region: 60-740 (226 amino acids)
Biological process (GO): protein K6-linked ubiquitination
Cellular component (GO): BRCA1-A complex; BRCA1-BARD1 complex
Molecular function (GO): ubiquitin-protein transferase activity; protein binding
Source: RefSeq, a predicted model, not a curated record
CCAGUGGCCGACCUGAGGCUGACGUUGCUCGUGCUUCACGGAGCUCCUGGGAAAGCGAAAUGGAGGGGUGUGUGUCUAACCUAAUGGUCUGCAACUUGGCCUACAGCGGGAAGCUGGAGGAGCUGAAGGAGAGCAUCCUGGCCGACAAGUCCCUGGCUACUAGAACUGACCAGGAUAGCAGAACUGCAUUGCAUUGGGCUUGCUCAGCUGGGCAUACAGAAAUUGUCGAAUUCUUGCUGCAACUUGGAGUGCCAGUCAAUGACAAAGACGAUGCAGGUUGGUCUCCUCUUCAUAUUGCUGCUUCUGCUGGCCGGGAUGAGAUUGUAAAAGCCCUGCUGGGGAAAGGUGCUCAAGUGAAUGCUGUCAAUCAAAAUGGCUGCACACCCCUACAUUAUGCAGCUUCCAAAAACAGGCAUGAGAUUGCUGUCAUGUUACUAGAAGGUGGGGCUAAUCCAGAUGCUAAGGAUCAUUAUGAGGCUACAGCAAUGCACCGGGCCGCAGCCAAGGGUAACUUGAAGAUGAUUCAUAUCCUUCUGUACUACAAAGCAUCCACAAACAUUCAAGACACUGAGGGUAACACUCCUCUACACUUAGCCUGUGAUGAGGAGAGAGUGGAAGAAGCAAAACUGCUGGUCUCCCAAGGAGCAAGUAUUUACAUUGAGAAUAAAGAAGAAAAGACACCCUUGCAAGUAGCCAAGGGUGGCCUGGGUUUAAUGCUCAAAAGAAUGGUGGAAGGUUAAACAACUUGGAUUUAUUCUUACUUUAUAUGUUCUGUUGUUGUCCCUAGUGUCCUGGAAAGUAAUUUCCUUGUGCACAAAACAUCAUUCACCUGUGAAUGAUGAAGUUUUCUCACCUUCAAAGUCUUAUAAACACAUUGACUGUCGUUCCUGCAGGUGUAUUUGUUCUAAGCUUAUAACUUGCUUUCCAGGCAUUGAAUAACUAUUGAUAUUGUUCUACUCUUGUGUAUUGUUCUAUAUUGAAUUUUAGUUAGUCUUGAGUAAGUAAUUCUGUGGUUGUUGGGAAUUGGCAGCACCCUCCCAUACACUUUCUAUCCCCCUCCAAGGCAGAACAACCCCAACAGCAACAAGCCAAUUGUUCUGCCAGAUGGGUGUAGGUGGAUUCUACAUGAUCCUCCUUACAGUUGAAAUAUAUCCUAAAGUGUUUUUCAAGCCCACUCAGAGGCCUAUGCCAAAUAUUUGGGUUUCUUUCCAGCCAUAAAGUUUAAAUUAUUUUUAUUAUAGGAGGAAUACCUGUAUAUUUUAGUGGACCAAAUAUUAAUUUGGAGGGUAUGCUCCAAAAUAGUGGAAAACUGUACCCUGUGUGUGUAUCCAGUAGCUCUCUGGUGAGCUGUAGCCCUCCAAAAUAAAGUGUAUUGUUUUGAAAUAAGGAAGUUUUCAACAGCCUAUUGCAUUGCCUUGUAUUAAAAAGAAUGUCAAGCUUGUUAAGAUGAUAUGUAACAAAAACGUAUUUUGAUUUGUAUUUCAGAAACAAAAUAAAGUGUUGAAAGAA